Messenger RNA from Eimeria acervulina, 1908 nucleotides. Its product is annotated as 5-aminolevulinic acid synthase, putative. The transcript has 9 exons. Lineage: Eukaryota; Apicomplexa; Conoidasida; Eucoccidiorida; Eimeriidae. Gene Ontology annotation, molecular function: 5-aminolevulinate synthase activity; pyridoxal phosphate binding. Gene Ontology annotation, biological process: heme biosynthetic process. Gene Ontology annotation, cellular component: mitochondrion. The record is from RefSeq and is a predicted model, not a curated record. Bases 1 to 1908 code for a protein of 635 amino acids.
AUGUUGUAUCGGGUAUUUGCAACAUUAAAAAGAGAAAGGGGUUGUCUUCCUUCUGCUUUAUUUCACGGAGUAAAAGGAGAAAAACAAAGAGUAACAGUUUGGUGUUCAAAUGAUUACUUAGGCAUGAGCCAGCACCCCGUUGUACUAGAGGCGGCGAAGAAAGCUUUAGAAGAGAGCGGCGCUGGGAGUGGAGGGACGCGAAAUAUAUCGGGGACGAACAUCUAUCAUGACGAACUCGAACGAGAAAUUGCAGAGUGGCAUGGGAAGGAAGCAGCAUUAUUAUUUACUUCAGGAUUUGUCGCUAAUGAAGCUGCUUUAUCUGCUUUGUCUGCGGUGUAUCCUGGGCUCUUAUAUUUUUCUGAUAAAGACAACCAUGCCUCUUUAAUUGCGGGGAUGUCUAGCAGCAAAGCAGAGAAAAGAAUAUUUAAACAUAAUGAUAUGCAGCAUUUGCGAUCCCUCUUAGAACAAGAUGCUGAGACAACUCCUCCAUCUCCUACUGCUGCUGCUGCUUCUGCUGCUGCUGCAGCUCCUGUUCCUGCUGCAGCAGCAGCAUCAGCUGCUGCUGCUGCUGCUGCUGCUGCUGGGGGUGGGGGUGCUCGUCCUAAGGUGAUAGUAUUAGAAAGCAUUUACUCUAUGGAUGGGUCUCUAGCCCCUCUGCAGCAAGCAUGCGCAUUAGCAAAAGAAUUUAACUGUCUCCUUUAUGUAGAUGAAGUGCAUGCAGUUGGUUUGUAUGGAGAGAACGGCUCAGGGGUCGCGCAUCAUCUCGGCGUCUCCUCGCAAGUUAAUCUUAUCAACGGUACACUUGCAAAGGCUGUCGGUGUCUUUGGGGGUUAUGUCGCCGGAGACAAAAACCUCAUCGACUGCAUUCGCUCUUGCGCAAGGGGUUUUAUCUUCACCUCUUCGCUGCCUCCGACAGUCACUGCAGCGGCAGCAGCCUCAAUAAAAUAUCUUAAACGAUCGAGCAAAGAGCGUUGGCUGCAGCAGGUGCGAUCUAGCCAGCUGAAGCUGCUGCUGCUGCAGCGAGACCUGCCUCUUAUAUUUAAUUCUUCUCAUAUUAUCCCCCUUCUCGUUGGAGACCCCAAGAAGUGCAAAGCAGCAACAGAUAUGCUUCUUAAUGAAUAUCAUGUGUACAUACAGCCGAUUAACUACCCCACAGUGCCUAGAGGAGAAGAGCGUCUGCGCAUUACUCCGUCUCCGUUUCAUACAGAAGAAGAUAUUAUGCAUUUAGUCGAAGCUCUAACAGACAUUUGGAGACGAUUAGAGCUGCCUUCUGCUGCAGAUUGCAUGCAGAGAGGCAUCUGCCUCAACAGACACGGGAAACAGCAGCAGCAACUACUCAACUUGCUGCAGCAGCAGCAGCAGUUCGUUCAGCACCAAGCUGCAGCCAACAGCAGUAGCAGCAGCAAAAGCAGCAGCAAAAAUAAUGCUCAGAUGUGUCCGUUCGGAGCAGCAGAAACAGCAGAAUGGCAGCGACAGGCUGCUGCAGCAACAGCAGCAGCAAACUCCUCUGCUGCUGCUGCUCCUGCAGCAGCAGCAGCAAAUAUAACGGAUACAGAGCAGCAGCAUCACCAGCAGAACAACAUAAGCAACUGGCACGAAGCGCUGCAGCAGCAGCUGCUGCAACAGCAGCUGCUGCAGCAGCAGCUCAUGUGCACACAGCAGCAGCGGCAACAGCAGCAGCAGCAGGAGCAGCAGGAGCAGCAGCAGGAGCAGCAGGAGCAGCAGCACGAGCAAGAGCAGCACGAGCAGCAGCAGCACCAGCACCACCGGCAGCAGCACCAGCACCACCGGCAGCACCAGCACCACCGGCAGCAGCAGCAGCAGCAACUGCAGCAGCAGCAGCAGCAACUGCAGCAGCAGCAGCAGCAACUGCAGCAACAGCUGCAGCAGCAGCAGCAGCAGCUUUGA